AUGCCUGUGGCCGUACCUCGUCGUCCUUGUUUGGUCGUUAGAUGCGAUGUUUUGGACAUACCAAGUCCGAACAAGAGUAAAAAAAAAGUCGUUUUUGCCGAUGAUAGAGGUUUUCCUCUCACUUUGGUUCGAACGAUGACGGAACCAUCAAACGUUCCUCCACAACUGAGCGUUCAAUUUUUUGGUAAAAUAAUUGAAAAAUCAUCAUCGUGUAAUCCGCAAAAUUCGGAUUCGUGGGAAGUCACAUUUUCACAACCGGCAUCGGAUUAUUUAGAUUUUCGACGUCGUUUGGACACGAAUAACGUGUCAUUAGAAAAUGUUAUAUUAAAAGAAAGCGAAAAAGCCGUUGUCGGAACGGUCAAAGUUCGUAACAUUGCUUAUCAAAAAGAAGUUUUCAUGAGAGCUACAUCGGACGGUUGGAAAACUCAAGAGGAUGCAUUUUGUACGUACGUUCCGAACAGUCCAUCCGCUCACGGCGUCACCGUUUUAUACGAUACAUUUUCAUUUCGUUUAACUUUACCACCGAAAUCGAAAAAAUUAGAAUUUUGCGUUUGCUUCAAGUGUUCAGGUUCCGAAUAUUGGGAUAAUAAUUCCGGGAAAAAUUAUUUUAUAUUAAAAAAAGAAAAAUUUUCGCCGCCGCCUCCUCCGCCCCCCUCAUCAUCAUCAUCAUCUUCCGUUUUACAAUCGGACCUACUAUCUAGUACAAAAAUAAAUUUGCCAAGAGUUUUUACAGACGAAUUAAAACCCAACGCGAAUCUUCAAUCAUGGUCGGAAUUUGCGAGUUGGAAUCAUUUGAACAGUAAUUCUCCUUAUUGGUAA
Pediculus humanus corporis (human body louse) is the source of this 819-nucleotide messenger RNA. RefSeq names its product protein phosphatase 1 regulatory subunit 3D, putative. The record is from RefSeq and is a predicted model, not a curated record. The transcript is spliced from 2 exons. Bases 1 to 819 code for a protein of 272 amino acids. Lineage: Eukaryota; Metazoa; Arthropoda; Insecta; Psocodea; Pediculidae. Gene Ontology annotation, molecular function: glycogen binding; protein phosphatase 1 binding. Gene Ontology annotation, cellular component: protein phosphatase type 1 complex. Gene Ontology annotation, biological process: regulation of glycogen biosynthetic process.